UAAUAAGCUUACUAACGGUUGUGCUUUUAAUUCUACAUUUAACUUAGUUUUUAAACAAAUAUUGAGUGAUUUUGAGUUUUGCGUAGACAUUGGCAUUUGCAGAUCAGAAGCGAAAGCGGUAUCACAUUUAAAGGAAAAGGGAGAUAUAAAGUACUUUUUUGACUGACAACCUCUGUUGCUUCAUGAUGAUUUGGCACAAUCUGCUUGGUUCUGAAUCCAUCACACUGACUGAAAUCUUACUAGCCAUUACUUGUUUCUGCAUCUUUUGCUUGAUAAUACGCACCUUUCAAAAGAAGGUUCCACAAGGUUUGAAACUGCCACUAGGGCCUACAGGUCUUCCCCUGAUUGGUAAUGCCCACCAGCUGGGAAAGAACCCUCAUCUUACUUUGAGUGAAAUGCAUAAAACCUAUGGAGAUGUUAUGCAAAUCAAAAUAGGUAUGCGACCUGUUGUGGUCUUAAGUGGAUAUGAGACAAUCAGACAAGCUUUGAUCAAACAAGGUGAUGAUUUUGCUGGCCGACCUGAUCUAUACAGCUUCAGAUAUAUCAACAAUGGCAUGAGCCUUGCCUUCAGUAAAGACAUGGGUGAAGUAUGGAAGGCCCGUAGAAAGCUGGCUAAGCAUGCCCUGCGUGAGUUCUCUGCAGAUGAGUGCAAAAAUACCACUUACUCCUGCAUCCUAGAAGAGCACAUUUCCCAAGAAGCAGAGUACCUGAUUACACUUUUCAGUGACUUAAUGGAAAAGAAUGGAAGGUUUGAUCCAUUCAGAAAUAUAGUGGUCUCAGUUGCCAAUGUCAUCUGUGCUCUCUGUUUUGGGAAGCGCUACAGCCAUGAUCACCAAAGGUUGCUGAGCUUGGUGACAAUGUCAGAAGAGUUUGCAAAGAUAGCUGGUUCAGGUAACCAGGCCGAUUUUAUCCCCAUUCUCCAGUACUUACCGAAUCCUGCUAUGAAUGUUUUCAUUGACUUAAACAGGAGAUUCAAUGCUUUCGUCCAAGAAAUAGUAAAGGAGCAUUACAAACUCUUUGACAAGGACAACAUCACAGAUAUCACUGACUUUCUCAUUGAGCAUUGCCAGGACAAGAAAAUGGAUGAAAAUGCUAACCUACAGCUGUCAGAUGAAAAAGUUGUUGGGAUUGUAAAUGAUCUGUUUGGAGCAGGAUUUGACACUGUUACGACUGCUCUUUGUUGGAGUCUCACAUACCUUGUUGCAUUCCCAGAAAUACAGAAGAAAAUACAUGAAGAGUUAGAUGAGAAAAUUGGACAAGAACGGAAGCCGAGGCUCUCAGACAGAAGUCACCUGCCAUAUUUAGAAGCUUUUAUCGCAGAGACUUUCAGAUAUUCUAGCUUUGUGCCCUUCACAAUUCCUCACUGCACGACAAAGAAUGUUGUUUUGAAUGGUUACUUCAUUCCCCAGGCUACAUGCGUUUUCAUCAAUCAGUGGCAAGUCAACCAUGACAAUGAACUGUGGAAGAACCCAUUCAACUUCUGCCCUGAGAGGUUUCUGAAUGCAGAUGGAAAAUCUGUCAACAAAGGAGAAAUUGAGAAAGUAAUGCUGUUUGGAAUGGGAAAGAGGCGUUGUAUUGGUGAGUCCAUUGCACAAAUGGAAGUUUUCCUCUUCCUCGCUACAAUGUUGCACCAGAUGGAAUUUCAGAAGGCUCCAGGAGAAGAAGUAGACUUGACACCAAUUUAUGGCCUUUCAAUGAAAAACAAACAGUGUAACUUAAGAGCUGUACCUCAUGUUCAGAUCAAAGGGCAUGAAUGAAAGGGAAAUUGAUGACUACUAUAAAUUCUUUGCCUUUCUAUGAUGUCAUUAACUUUAACACUUGCCUUAAUGGGUCAGAUGGCCUAAGCUUGCUACAGGCCUAUAAGCUGUGCUUCAGGAAAUGUGGAGUUACUGGCAAAAGUUGUGAGAAUUUAAUCUUCAGGUUUAACUUUACCAGUACUUACCCCAAGUGCUUUAAACACAGCUGAUCAUUUUUAGUGUUGUCAUGUUUAGAAGGAGAAAGUGAACAACAGACAUUAAAAGUUCUUCAUUUCCUGAGUAGUCCUAUUCAGUUAGUGCUAUCCAGUAGCUUUUCAUGAUGUUUAAAAGUGCUAAAGGACUCAGUUUUAUGAGAUCCAAAAUGAUGCUGCUUCUCAGCAAUAUUUCAUAUCUUGCCUGAUCACCACUUUGCAUUUUAUACAUUUGUAGAGACUUUUCUUAAUAGCAGAAAUAUUUUUUUUUUUGGUGUUUAAGUGUACCCAAUUAUACUAGGAGAGAUUCUGCAGAGAUAUGUCAAAACAAGUGUAAUUGCAAUGCAUACAUUUGAGAAAUGUAAUAUUUUAAGAGGGCAAGAGAAGAGUGGUUUUGAGUUACUAUAACACUGGGACAGGAAAGAUUUGGGCUAGAUAAUUACUGGGCACAUAUAAACAUGCUGCAUUCUGGGCAAACUGAACACUUUUUAUCACAGCAAAACAAGUUAAUGUUAUUUGUUUUACAUGUAAGACAUGGGCUUAUACACUUUCCACUUCCUGGCAUUAGAAAGUAAACAUUUGCAUAAAACACAGUUUGCUGCUUUUACAUCAGCCUUGCUGUGUUUUAAUUUUUAACCUCUCUACACAUAGAAAUAGACUGCACAAAUUAUUUGAGAUGUUUACAGUCUGAGAUCUUUUAAUCAAUGUUGUUAUAAAGAUAAAUCACAAGAUGGAAAUGUGACGGAAGUGCAUUAAACGGUGCAUUUUUUUAGCAACCAUGCUAAAAAUAGUUUAAAAUGUAUACAUGUACUAAAAGAGAGGUUUCUGCUGUUUGAUAUGCUAUAUGUGCAGCAGUUUGGCUUGUAGAAUGUAUACGCUCAGUAUACUAGAGGAACAUGUGUUAGGAAAAGAAAAUUGGUUAAGCAGUUAAGUGUGUUUCCUGUUUCCAUGCAAGAGCUCCAGUGUUUUGUGGAGUCUAGCUCUACUACUGGGGGGUUGGGGAUAAAUGGAGGGAGAUACUGGUUCAUAUUUGUGGUGUACUUACUCUGAAAAUGGGCCUCAUCCGAUCAAACAUCUCAAUCAAUAAAAUAAACAGGCAAGCAUACAGGCAAACUGGAAUUAUUACAUUUCAGCUCUGCAUUUUAAAACGAGUGAGACAGGAGAAAAAUGCUACACAAAAGAAGUCAUUAUGUCUUUAAUAAGCUUUUUUUAUCCAUUUUAUAAAGUACUACUGUAUAUUUUAGCAUUAUAUGUGUUCAUUUAAAUAGCAUGAGCUUCAUGAAUGAAUCAGAAUUGUAUCAUUUGUGCAUCACAAGGGUAAUUGUGAGGUACUAUUUGAGGGAACUGUGAAUUUAUUUUAAGAUGCAUCUUUCAAUGUAUUUCUGCAUUUGUUGUGUUUAAUUUUUUUUGUAUUUAUGUUCCACAUGAAGUAGUAAAGCAUAUGACCAUAAGUGAAGGAAGAAAAUUGUAAACUGAAGUGCACCAGAUAUCUAUAUAACGUUUGUAAUUAUUGCAAUGUUUUUUUAAAUGUUCCUUUAUAUUAUCAUAUAAGAAUUAUUUUCAUAUUGGAAAUGAAAAAAAAAAUUUAGUUAAGUGUGUAUAUAUA
This is a messenger RNA of Protopterus annectens (West African lungfish), 3554 nucleotides long. Its product is annotated as cytochrome P450 1A1. Gene Ontology annotation, biological process: progesterone metabolic process; hormone biosynthetic process. Gene Ontology annotation, molecular function: oxidoreductase activity, acting on paired donors, with incorporation or reduction of molecular oxygen, reduced flavin or flavoprotein as one donor, and incorporation of one atom of oxygen; heme binding; steroid 17-alpha-monooxygenase activity. NCBI's taxonomy places the organism in Eukaryota, Metazoa, Chordata, Ceratodontiformes, Protopteridae. The record is from RefSeq and is a predicted model, not a curated record. The transcript is spliced from 7 exons. Bases 183 to 1757 code for a protein of 524 amino acids.